Messenger RNA from Camelina sativa (false flax), 2861 nucleotides. Lineage: Eukaryota; Viridiplantae; Streptophyta; Magnoliopsida; Brassicales; Brassicaceae. The record is from RefSeq and is a predicted model, not a curated record.
CGUGACUUCUUCUGCCCCCAAAUUUCUCAACGUUGUCCUUAAGGAGGAGGAGAUGAAGAAGACGGAUGCUUGAUAUGGCCGGAACCGCCACUACCGAGUUCCGGUGGAAACCACCUCCACAGCCUCCGCCACAACAGCAAACCAUAUCCGAUUCAGAUUCAGACUCCGGAUCCGAUUCAGAAAACCACCAACACCGUCACAAUGAUCUAUCAAACUCCAUCUUCAAAGCUUACCUCGAUUGCCAUUCAUCUUCGUCUCCCUCUUCAGUCGAUCUCGCUAAGAUCCAAUCGUUUCUCGCAUCGUCUUCCUCUGGAGCUGUUUCGUGUCUCAUCUGUCUUGAACGCAUCAAACGAACCGAUCCUACAUGGUCCUGCACUUCCUCAUGCUUCGCUGUAUUUCACCUUUUCUGCAUCCAGUCAUGGGCUCGUCAGUGCUUAGAUCUACAAGCUGCACGUGCAGUCACGCGACCUUCUUCAAGUCCGACAGAAACGGAGGCGGUCUGGAACUGUCCGAAAUGCAGAUCGUCGUAUCAGAAAUCGAAGAUUCCAAGGCGGUACCUUUGUUACUGCGGCAAGGAGGAGGAUCCUCCGGCGGAUAAUCCAUGGAUCUUGCCUCAUUCUUGCGGUGAGGUCUGUGAGCGGCCGUUGAGUAGUAAUUGUGGUCACUGCUGUUUGCUAUUGUGUCACCCUGGACCUUGUGCUUCUUGCCCCAAGCUCGUGAAGGCUAAAUGCUUUUGUGGAGGUGUUGAAGAUGUUCGUAGAUGUGGGCACAAGAAUUUCUCUUGCGGCGACGUUUGUGAGAGAGUCUUGGAUUGUAAUGUCCAUCAGUGUAGAGAGAUUUGUCAUGAUGGGGAGUGUCCACCGUGCAGGGAGCGCGCGGUUUACAAGUGUUGCUGUGGUAAGGUGAAGGAAGAGAAAGAUUGCUGCGAGAGAGUGUUUAGGUGUGAGGCUUCUUGUGAGAAUAUGCUUAACUGUGGCAAACAUGUAUGCGAGAGAGGCUGUCACUCGGGGGAAUGUGGAUUGUGUCCAUAUCAGGGAAAGAGGAGUUGUCCCUGUGGCAAGAGAUUUUACCAAGGCUUGUCUUGUGAUGUUGUGGCGCCUUUAUGUGGCGGCACCUGUGAUAAAGUUCUUGGUUGUGGUUACCAUAGGUGUCCAGAGAGGUGCCACCGCGGUUCGUGCCUUGAGACUUGCAGGAUUGUGGUUACUAAGUCUUGCAGAUGCGGAGGAACGAAAAAACAGGUUCCUUGCCAUCAAGAGUUGGCGUGUGAGAGGAAAUGCCAGAGAGUGAGAGAUUGUGCACGUCAUGCAUGUAGACGCCGAUGUUGUGAUGGUGAAUGUCCACCAUGCUCAGAGAUUUGUGGAAAAAGACUCCGUUGCAGGAAUCACAAAUGCCAGUCUCCUUGUCACCAAGGUCCAUGUGCUCCUUGUCCAAUAAUGGUAACAAUAUCUUGUGCUUGUGGUGAGACGCAUUUUGAGGUACCCUGUGGCACUGAAACAAAUCAGAAACCUCCUAGAUGUCGUAAAUUAUGUCACAUAACCCAAUUGUGCAGGCAUGGGCAAAACCAAAAGCCUCAUAAAUGCCACUAUGGUGCUUGUCCUCCAUGUCGACUCCUUUGUGAUGAAGAAUACCCAUGUGGGCACAAGUGCAAACUAAGUGUCCAGAGCUUGUCUGGAGGCCCUGUGUAGGCCACCAUCUGGCAGCAGAGAAAAUGAUGGUUUGCUCUGACAAAACUCAAUUUGCAUGCGAUAAUUUAUGUGGAAACCCUCUUCCAUGUGGGAAUCAUUACUGUUCGUUUACCUGUCAUCCCCUGGAAAUAAAAAGUUCAUCAUUGGAUAAAAGAAGUGAGACUUGUGAAAAGUGUGAUCUCCGCUGUCAAAAGGAGAGAACACCACGAUGCCAACAUCCUUGUCCUCGACGAUGCCAUCCUGGAGACUGUCCACCUUGCAAAACUCUGGUGAAGAGGUCAUGUCACUGUGGUACGAUGGUGCAUGCAUUCGAGUGUAUUUACUAUAAUACACUGUCUGAGAAGGACCAAACGAAAGCCCGCUCAUGCCGUGGUCCUUGUCACAGAAAAUUGCCAAACUGUACGCAUCUGUGUCCGGAGAUAUGUCAUCCUGGGCAGUGUCCAUUGCCAGAAAAAUGCGGGAAAAAGGUGGUUGCUCGUUGCAAGUGCCUAACAUUGAAGAAGGAAUGGUUAUGCCAAGAUGUUCAAGCAGCCCAUAGGGCCACAGGUUCUGAUCCUAAAGAAGUACCGAAGAACCAGUUCGGUGUCGGCCUCCUCCCUUGCGAUUCCAACUGUAAGAGCAAACUACAGAUGGCUGAAUCGGUGUUACAACAGCGCAAUGUCAAAGUGAUUGAGGAGAAGGAGGAGCCGAGCGGGAAAAAUGCAUCAAAGCGAAGGAAAAGGCGUGAACGGGGUCAGGACGUUAAGGAGACCACAAGGCUGCAGAAACUUGCUGUCGCCACAAAGAGGAUACUGAUGGUCGUGAUGUUAAUGGCUAUGCUAGCCGCUGUUACAUAUUAUGGUUAUAAGGGAAUCUUGUGGCUUUCUGAUUGGAUGAAUGAACUCGAAGAACAAAGACAAAAGUCUAGAAGAUACCCCCGAAUCUAGUUCGUUCGAGAAUUCUUCCUUCUCAAGCUUUUGACCUGAUACUCCGCAGUUACAACACAUUUAACUUUUACAAAUUUGAUAUUACUUUUCGGUUUAGUCGAUGAUAGUCGCCGAGAAUUUUUCAAAGGAGAAUCUAGCUAGAAAGAUCAUCAGUUUGUUUGUUUUAUUGAUUUGGUGAAUCUCUUUUUAGUUGUUUGAUAUUUCGAAUACUGCAAAACAGCUUCGAAAAACUGUUGUACUUGUUCUUCUU